This is a messenger RNA of Dissoconium aciculare CBS 342.82, 474 nucleotides long. Its product is annotated as POZ domain-containing protein. The record is from RefSeq and is a predicted model, not a curated record. Gene Ontology annotation, molecular function: protein-macromolecule adaptor activity. Gene Ontology annotation, cellular component: elongin complex. Gene Ontology annotation, biological process: ubiquitin-dependent protein catabolic process. The transcript has 3 exons. Bases 90 to 407 code for a protein of 105 amino acids. Lineage: Eukaryota; Fungi; Ascomycota; Dothideomycetes; Mycosphaerellales; Dissoconiaceae.
ACCACGAUCAACAUAUCGCCUUCAACAACAAGAGGCGUUUCCACUUCGGCCUUGUCGACGGAAUAUUGAGUUCGAAACACACAACGAUCAUGGCGACCCAAGAAGAUCUGUCGACAUAUGUCACCUUGGUGUCCUCCGACAACUUUUCCUACGUGAUUCGCCGGUCCGCCGCCAACAUCAGCGAAGCCAUUCGGAGGAUGCUCGACCCAGCCAAUGGAUUUCGAGAAUCCCAGACCAACACAUGUCACUUCGAUAACAUCAAUGGAAUGGUCCUGGAGAAGGUCUGCGAAUAUCUCUACUACAACGAAAAGCACAAGGACGCCCGAGAUGUCCCGGAUAUGGAUAUUCCGCCGGAAUUGUGCUUGGAGUUGUUGAUGGCUGCGGACUAUCUCGGCGGUAUGGGAUGAUCGAAGGACACCUGCCUGAUAACAUAUGAUGCUGAUAGAUGAAUAGUGUGAGGGGUGCACGAUCGGC